CUUGAAGAUGAAGGCGUCAUUGGCAAAUUGCAGGAGAUGUGUACUAUGCACAAACUCGAGGCUUCAGAACUUGUGUCUGAAUGGGUGGCUUUCACUCAUUCAUUCAAGAAAAACGUGAAACUAGAAUUUGAUGCAUUGGAGCAGUUUGAAAGGGAGAGAUUAUCUAAAAGGCAUCAGAAAACACCAAAGGCAAUUAAAAAAGAGGCGGCUCCAGUUAUUCAUACUAUUGACAGUCUUCCGAUGGAUGUAGAAGGAGCUGAAGAAUUAUUUAGCUCAUAUGGCGGAAAGACACCAAAAUCAAAGACUGCAGUAUCAAACAAGAGACAGCAUACACCAGAGAAUGUCCCUAUGAAAAGAUUUACUGGACCUAAUCGAAGCCCUGCAGUACCAUUCUCUCCAGCCAGCUUCUCCCCAGCUAGCACUACUCCUGCCAAGAAAUACAACUCUAGAACAAAUCGUGGUGAGGUUAUGGUUAGUGUUGGUAAAACUAACAACAUUAAGUGGCAGGGAUCAGGUCAUAGUGUUGUUAUAGAAGAUUACAAUACAGAACAGAGUAUCUCUAAAGAUAUGAAAUACAUGUUUCAGAAAUUAUCAGAGAAAAGGGAUGUUUUGAAUGACAUUAUAGAAGACAUGGCAGAACAUCUACAGAAAAUUCACAACAUUGAUGAGUUGGUUCACCUCGCCCUGCCAACUCAGGAGGAGGUCACUGUAGCCGGCAGGGUUUGUUGUGACAGUCAUGGUAAACUUAACCCGAAGUCUUUGGUAUUAGAAGGCUCUAUUGAUACAUCAUCUGGAAAAACUAUACCUGUAGAUUUAUCACAGCUGAAGGAGUAUGCACUAUUCCCCGGUCAAGUGGUUGCCAUGGCUGGUCAUAACAGUACUGGACAGAAAUUUGUGGCUAGUAAAUUAUUUGAGAGUGUAACUCUACCAUUACCCGAGAUUCCAGCUAACACGGACACCAAGAAUACAAGGUUAUCAGUAAUGGUAGCCGCUGGACCAUUCUCAACAUCAGACUGUUUGUCGUAUGAACCUUUUACAGAUCUUAUAGAACAAAUACGGCAAACUAGACCAGAUGUCUGUAUUCUAAUGGGUCCAUUUGUAGAUGGUAAAAAUGCAGAGAUAGAGAGUGGUAAAUUGAAAGUCACAUAUUAUGACAUUUUUAAACAAAAAUUAGAUGAAGUAGCCAUUGUGACAGAAAAUUUAAAUGUCCAGCUGGUUGUAUUGCCCUCACAAAGAGAUGUACAUCAUGAUCCAGUGUACCCCACCCCACCUUAUAACCUGAAAAAUUCUUACAAGGUAGCUGUAUUUCAUACCUUCACAGUUCCUGCUAAUAAAUCUCUGACUAUAAUGAUUCUUAUCGCCAUAAUUGAUUAA
Molecule: messenger RNA, 1374 nt
Organism: Ruditapes philippinarum (Manila clam)
Lineage: Eukaryota; Metazoa; Mollusca; Bivalvia; Venerida; Veneridae
Product: DNA polymerase alpha subunit B-like
Biological process (GO): DNA replication initiation; DNA replication
Cellular component (GO): alpha DNA polymerase:primase complex
Molecular function (GO): DNA binding
Source: RefSeq, a predicted model, not a curated record